AUGCCUUGUCUUCUCAAUCGUCUACCAAAAGAAAUCUUAUUUGAAAUUUUUUCAUACUUUCCUCCAUUGGAAAUCAGUUAUUCAUUUUCAAAUGUGAAUAAACAUGUCAACAAAGUCUUAUGUGAUUAUAAUCUUCGCUAUUCAAUCGAUCUUCGGUUUAUGUCGCAAGAAAUGUUCGAUUCGUUGAAAAAUCAUCUUCGACCGGAACGUGUCAUUCAUCUUAAGAUGUCGAAUGAAGAAGGUGUUUCACCGAAAAUGCAAUAUUUUCUUUCUUUAUUCGAUUUAAAAUCGUUUCGAAAUCUUCGAUCAAUUAACGUGUAUAAUGUAACCAAUGAAAACAUUGAUUUGUUUGUAUUCCAAUUAAAACGUUUGCCAGCGAAUCAUUUGACAAGUUUACAUUUAAGCGACAUUUAUUCAGGCGAUCGAUUUUAUCAACUCAUUGAUCUCCAUUCGAAAUCUUUGCGAACUUUAUCAGUUGACCAGGGAUCAAUAUUGAAUCGAAAUAUUUUCCCAAAAAAUCUUCAAAAUUUGAAACUAUAUUCGAUCGAUAACUUUUAUCUGAAAACGAUUCUUCAGCGACUUCAUCGAAAUUCCCUUAUCGAGCUUUACAUUCAGUUCGAUUUUAACAAAUUUAGUACAAAACAGUUAUUGUCCAGCUUUCAGCGACACUCUCAAUCACUAAAUCGUCUUUUUAUCAAUAUAAAUCAAAUUUCAAUUUUAACAUUAAAACGACUAGUUCUGGCUUUAAACAAUUUAAAGCGGCUGGAACUUGAUUGCUAUUAUCCUGGUGAUUUAUUAGACGGAAGCCAGUGGGAACAAUUUGCUGCUGGUCUGGAGAAACUUGACUUUCACAUAGGUUGCGUUCGAACUGAUCAUGAAAGCCUUUGUCGAAUCAUCAAUUCAUUUCGUUCGCCAUUUUGGUGUGAAAAGAAACGCUGGUGGGUUGCAUUGAUAGGUAAUCACAUUUGUUCAAUACCAAAAUUUUCACCAACAACGCUUGAAAUCAAAAGCGAAGACGAUUUUUUUCCGAAUUAUUCAACUGCUCCUUUAUCGGUGUUUUUCUCGAAAGUUGCUCAUUUAUUGUUUCGGAAGUUCUUCAAUGGUUUUACACGACCGAUUGAUUAUCGGUUUCGACAAGCGAAAGGUGUACGAUUCUGGUAUAAGACUCGUGUAAUCAAACCUGAUGUUCUGUCAUUAUUUCUUGAUUUACAUCAAAUCGAAGAAGUUGAAAUCGAAAAAUUAGACAUUGAUACGUGCAUCUUACUUGAACAGAUGCCAAAUGUUCAUUCACUGCAAUUUAAUGCUUUAGAAGAUGGUCUGUCUGCAUGUUUUCCACGCAUUCGGUCAAUCGAAUUUUCUUCAUAUUCAAAUCCAGUGUCUGGUGAAAUUGUUGAGCAAUUUUAUCGACUAUUUCCUAAAGUAGAAGAUUUAUUGAUUGAUAUUGAAACUCGGAUUGACAUGUAUAAUCUUAUCAAUCGACUUCAGCAUCUUGUCAAAGCUCAUUUUCGUACAAAUCAUGUGAAACGUUCAACAUUAUUGGCAGAACUCUUUCAAAAGACCCGUCUGACAACAAAGAAUGCAAAAGUUUCACAAGAGAUAUCACAGUUGAGCUCAGGUCGAUCAUUCCGGCGACUGAAUCCGUUGAAAUCUGAAUCGGAUCCGGCGGCAAGGAAAUGGUCGGAAAACGAACCUAACCGGCCGGAACCGACCGUACCAUAA
Adineta ricciae is the source of this 1719-nucleotide messenger RNA. Lineage: Eukaryota; Metazoa; Rotifera; Eurotatoria; Adinetida; Adinetidae. The record is from the annotation of a GenBank genome assembly.